This is a messenger RNA of Theobroma umbraticum, 1265 nucleotides long. Its product is annotated as cyclin-dependent protein kinase inhibitor SMR11-like. The record is from RefSeq and is a predicted model, not a curated record. Lineage: Eukaryota; Viridiplantae; Streptophyta; Magnoliopsida; Malvales; Malvaceae.
GGGAACAGAUUGAGAGCAGUCAAAAGGUCCCCAAGGACGGGAACCUCCUUUUAACUUUAUUACUUCACUAAUCAAACAAAGUAAGCAGUCACUUUACUUCCCUUCCCUGCCCAUUGCUGCGCUACGGCUGCUGCAUUGCCUCCCGCAUUUGUGUUUGCCUCGUUUCCAAUCCUCAGGAUUUCUCUUUGGAAGGAUUACUUUUAGAACACAAAAGCUCAGUUUUGAAAUGCUGUUUUAGGGUUUGGUAUUCAACUGCCAUUGUAAAUAUUAGCCACUUUAAUCUUGGGCUACUUUCAUUUCUUUUCUCUGCUGCAGCUUCCUUGGCUUAGUUUUGUUGUCGGAUCUAUGGAUACUGGAGUUUGUGCAACCAAAUGCCAAGACCUUUCUCCCAAGUUAAUUAAAAAAUCAGAUAAUGUUUGCAUAGAGGAAGCUAAUACGGAAGUUAUUGAUCCAUCUACAUCUAGUAGAGAAGGUAAUGAGGAAACUUCCCUUGGUCCUAUCACUCCUGAUGCCAACAGAGAAAUUGGGGAGUUCCCCUAUAAUUGUAACUCUCCGCCCACGGUGGUCAAGAAAUCACAGCAAAUUCCUCACUUUGAUCCUGAUGCCACCACAAACCAAGACUCAUUGGCUUCUGCGAACCACAGUAGUCCCAAAACCCCAAAGGAUGGUGUUUUCGACCCAUUUGCUCCUGGCCCAGAGGACAUGGUGUUGGCUCCCCUCUGUAGGAAAUAUAUUAACGAAAUGAGGACUAGUGUUGCACGCUGCCUAAAUUUCGAUUGUUCUGUCAGAAAUGUGGAUUCUGGAACUCGUGGAACUGAUGCAGAAUCUAUUUCAGAUGAAGAAAUGUUUGAGUCUGUUUAUGAAAAUCUCUUGGAAGCUAUUGUCUCAAACCAAGCUGAGGGUUUUCUUAAUGAAUUUUUAAAUAUAGGAUGGGAUUCUGAUGGUUGUAAGACGCCCCCUUCAGCUCCUUGCCUAAAUGGAGUUGCUGAAACUUGCCCUGGUGCUCCUAUUAAGCCCUCUGGGAAAUCAAGGAAUAUUGAUUUGGGAUUUUGCAGAAAGCUUGAAUUCUAACAGUAAUGACGAAGUUCAUCAUUGUAUACACUCAAUCACAUGGCAAUGGGAUCUGUUUUGCUUUCUGUGUCUCUACCCUAACUGCCAUGCCUCUAAUUAUAGCUUUUGCUCUUAGAGAUAUCUAUCUGACUGAAGUUCACAGAGUAGAAUUAAAUUGUAUAGCUGUUUUUUAUUUAAACUAUAUUUAUUCUUUU